AUGGAUGAGGACCUCUUUAAUGCCCUAGCUGAAAUAUCAUAUUUCAAACACUACCAAAGCCAACCACAACAGUACACAACCGAAAUUGUUGAUCUUCGACAGCAUUUAUUGUUGACUUCCAUCCAGAGCAUAUCCAUCACAUCCAUCUUCAACAACCACUAUACCGCUUAUGUUUAUCAUGUUGGGUCAACAAUUUUGUACCAUGGGGAUUCAUUGCAUCAGCCACCUGCCAACAACAUCCUGGAUAUUAUCUCAUUGGUUAUCGCAGGCCUUGGACACCUGCCUGUAGAUACAAUCAAUUGUGGGACUAUCUCAAGACAGGGCGGUUUCAAUGGCGGAGAUGGAAGCUGUGGCAUUGCCGCACUUAAUUUUAUUGAGUCCUAUGCUGACAACAACCUUCGCCAAGGGCAAGGCUCAGACUUGCACCUCUUCAGGGACAUGGCACUGAAAAACAUGAUUCACUAUCAUGAUGGUGCACAAAUUGAGAGCUUUCCUGCACUCAUGUGGAACACAUUGGCACACAUUUCACCAACUCAAUCUACUGCAACCAUCUCCGAGAUUGCCUCUGGUUAUAUUGAUUUCAACAUAUAUUCACCACUGAAUUCUCAUCCCAUCUAUGCAUUUAUCACCCAUGAAAUGGCUCUGCAAUGUUAA
Molecule: messenger RNA, 654 nt
Organism: Laccaria bicolor S238N-H82
Lineage: Eukaryota; Fungi; Basidiomycota; Agaricomycetes; Agaricales; Hydnangiaceae
Exons: 3
Coding region: 1-654 (217 amino acids)
Source: RefSeq, a predicted model, not a curated record